GAAAAAACUUUUAUCAAUCAACUUAUCAAGAUUGACUUUUUCCCACCCAGACUUGGGGUUUGAAGUUUUGAACGGAUUAUUGCCUUUUGCCGCCGCGACAUCGCGUGAUAUCACAUGAUAUCACAUGAUCGAUAAGACACCCGCCCGAGAUCCCCCACGCGUUUUUCCCCCCGACACAACCCGGCCCCCGUUACGAUCACGCCUUACCGUACCGUAUCGUACUGUGCUGCAGCUGUGGACUCGGAGCCUGUCUCCGUCCCGAGUUUACCCGCCGCCUUUUCCUUGGCCGUUCCUCAUCAGAAGAAGAAGAAGCUAAAGCUAAAGCUAGAUACUACUACCUAAACUACCUACUAUUUAUCCUUAUAUCCCGUCUUUCUCCCCCCCCUCUCCUCUAUCCCCCUUUCGCGUGACUCCGGUAUGCAUGAGCUUUUGCUCUUCGCCUCGGUCCCCGCUCAUCAACAUCAUGAGCUCCUCCAGCAGCUGGCCGGCUUGACGGCCAUGCAGCCCCGGCACCGCGUGGAACGGCGUUUGAUCUUCAAGGCCCACCGCCAGCCUGGCAUGACGAACACUCGUGUUGGGGCCAGUCAGGAUCUACAGGGUGCUGAACUGCAGCGUCUGAACAAAAUGCUCAAUGGGGGCAUGUUCUACACUCAGGUCGUCGGACCCGUGGCUAAGGCCGAGUUCGGUGCGAAACCUGCCUCUGCCUCGUCCGGAGGCGCAGACGUAUCCAUGUCCGGUAUGGAGGAAAAGCCAUCUACAGCCCCCUACUCCUAUGAGGACCAGCCCUGGAAACUAGAAUUCCGAGACAUCCCUGAGGCCGGGACUCGAUCCGCAGUGACGGCGCGGCUGAUGGCGAGUGCGGUCUUGCCCAAAGGUGAUAUCACCGUUCCCAUGAAUGCGUGGGGCUAUAGCUUUGUCUCCGAGUACGUGGUGGAGGGCGAUGUCUUUGUCCUGAAUGACAUCGUGAUCUUCAUGCACCGGGUCCUGCUCUACCCGACUUCUGGGGUGCAGGAAUCACAUGGGCCUCGCCGGCAAUUGCCUGCUUACCGAGAACUCUCCCCGCUGGAACGGACCGGGAGCUAUGUCCUGCAAGCUGCCAUCACGGUCCAGGAUGGGGCCAACCAGGAGAUGAUGAAGACAGCGUCGCAGCACCUGUUUGGGCUUCGGGAGCAGCUCAAGUCAGCGGUUCGUCUGGAGCAGGCAGAUCGGCUGUCUCUGGACCCACGGGCGAAGUAACC
Aspergillus heteromorphus CBS 117.55 is the source of this 1238-nucleotide messenger RNA. Its product is annotated as mediator of RNA polymerase II transcription subunit 18. The transcript has 2 exons. Bases 418 to 1236 code for a protein of 272 amino acids. Gene Ontology annotation, molecular function: transcription coregulator activity. The record is from RefSeq and is a predicted model, not a curated record. Gene Ontology annotation, biological process: regulation of transcription by RNA polymerase II; termination of RNA polymerase II transcription. Gene Ontology annotation, cellular component: core mediator complex; mediator complex. NCBI's taxonomy places the organism in Eukaryota, Fungi, Ascomycota, Eurotiomycetes, Eurotiales, Aspergillaceae.